Messenger RNA from Musa acuminata AAA Group (dessert banana), 2887 nucleotides. RefSeq lists its product as uncharacterized. The coding region runs from base 489 to 1523 and encodes 344 amino acids. Lineage: Eukaryota; Viridiplantae; Streptophyta; Magnoliopsida; Zingiberales; Musaceae. The transcript has 2 exons. The record is from RefSeq and is a predicted model, not a curated record.
AUUUUAAAAUGAUUAAUUUUCUGUUAAUAGAUUAAUAAUAUAUUAUUUUGAUUUUAAUGUUAUUAAUUUUUAUUUAUUUGAAAUUAUUGUUAGGUUUCAACAUAAAUGGCAAGUGCAGAAAGCAACUCAAUAGAGUCUCCAAUGGUAUCAAAAAAAGAUCCUGCGUGGAAGUAUAAUUAUUUGAAGGAUCCGAAAGAUCCUAAUGCAGUGACUUGCAUAUUCUGCGAUAAGACUACCAGAGGUGGUAUUUUUCGUGCAAAACAACAUCUAGUAGGAAAUUUCAAGAAUGCAGCAGCUUGCAAAAAAUGUCCACCUGAGGUAAAAGAAGAGUUGCUGAAUUAUAUGAAUGAAAAGAAGACACAAAAGAAUGAAUCUUAUGGGAAUUUACCAGAAGGCAAUGUUGAACAUAUCAGAGAUGAAGAAAAGAUUAUUCUACGAGUAUUAACCCAAGUGAAAAAAGAGUAUACGACAAAAAGGGAAAAGAAGUUAUGAGUACUAAAAAAGGUAGAAAAGGACCGAUGGAUCUAUAUAUGCUUCAAGGAUCCCAGAAACAACAAGGGCAAGCAGAAGGCUCAAAAUUGAGACAAACAAAUAUAAGUGAUGCUUGUGAUAAAGAAAUAAGAGGAAGAACAAUUCAGCACAUUGCUCGCUUCUUCUAUCAGGCUGGUCUUCCCCUUAGUACAACUCGUUUAGACAGUUUUAAGGAUAUGAUUGAAGCUAUUGGAAGAUAUGGUGCAGGAUUAAAUCCUCCAAGUUAUUAUGAGAUGCGAGUUCCAUUGCUGCAAAAAGAGUUGAAUUAUACAGAUGACUUACUAAAGGGUCAUAAAGAAUCAUGGGCAACACAUGGUUGCUCUAUUAUGUCAGAUGUUUGGACUGACAGGAGGCGCAGGAGUAUAAUUAAUUUUAUGGUUAAUUGUUCUUUAGGGACUAUGUUUGUGAAGUCAAUAGAUGCUUCAUCUUUUGUAAAAUCUGGAGACAAGAUAUAUGAUUUACUUGACAAUUUCGUGGAAGAAAUUGGAGAAGAAAAUAUCGUUCAAAUCAUAACCGACAAUGGAAGCAACUAUGUUUUAGCUGGUAAAUUGCUUGAAUCAAAAAGACAACACUUGUAUUGGACUCCAUGUGCAGCACAUUGUAUUGAUUUAAUGUUGGAAGAUAUUGGAAAGAUCUUAGAAAUCAAGAAAACCUUAGAAAGGGCAAUUUUUGUUGUUGGAUUUCUUUAUAAUCACAUUGGGGCUUUGAAUAUGAUGAGAGAAUUUACAGGGAAUAAAGAAUUAGUGAGACAUGGUGUUACCCGAUUUGUUACUUCAUUCUUGACAUUACAGAGCGUGCAUCGUCAAAAACAUACUCUGAGAAAUAUGUUUACCUCUGAGAAAUGGGUGACAAGCAAAUGGGCAAAAGAAGCAAAAGAAGCAAAAGGCAAGAGGGCUGCUGAUAUCAUCUUAAUGCCAUCCUUUUUGGAAUCAUAUAGUUUAUAUAUUAAAGGUAAUGGGCCCUCUUGUUCGAGUCCUUCGAUUGGUGGAUAAUGAAAAUAAGCCUGCAAUGGGAUAUAUUUAUGAGGCUAUGGAUAGAGCAAAGGAGACGAUUAAAAGAUCUUUUAAUGAAAAUGAAGAAAAAUAUGAGAAAAUUUUUACAAUCAUUGACGAAAGAUGGAAUUGUCAACUUCAUCGUCCCUUACAUGCAGCAGGAUAUUAUUUGAACCCUGAAUUCUUUUAUAAGAUUAAAUCUGUUGGAUUUGAUGCAGAAGUUUUGGGUGGGUUAUAUCAGUGUGUUGCAAGAUUAGUUCCCAGCAUUGAGGUUCAAGAUAAGAUUAUUCAUGAAUUAUCUUUAUAUAAAAAUGCUGAAGGUCUUUUUGGAAUUCCAAUUGCCGUUCGAUCCAGGGCAACUACCUCUCCAGGUAUUAAUAAUUUGAUAUAAUUAAUUUCAUAUAUAUUAUGUUACUAUGUUAUUGCUAAUAAUAACAUAAAUUUUGCAGCUGAAUGGUGGAGUCUAUUUGGAAAUUCCACCCCGAACUUACAGAAAUUUGCUGUCAAAGUACUUAGUUUGACAUGUAGUGCUUCGGGUUGUGAGCGAAACUGGAGUGUCUUUGAGCAUGUAAGUAUUACUAAAUAUUUUUAUUUUAAUUAAUUUAUUUAUUUAGAUAUAUGUAUUAAUAUAUUUUUAAAUUAUAUGACAUGACAGAUUCACUCGAAGAGAAGAAAUCGGUUAGAACAUCAACGAUUGCACGAUCUUGUUUACAUAAAGUAUAAUCAAGCCUUGAAGACUCGUCAUGAUUUGAAAAAUAGAUUUGAUUCAAUCUCAUUGCAAGAUAUUGAUGAUUCAAAUGAGUGGUUAGUAGGAGAAAUGAGUGCUAACUUGCAAGAUGCUGAAGACGAGCUUGUAUUUGAAGAUGAUAGAUUGACGUGGGGAGAUGUGGCAAGAGCUUCAGGUGCUGGAGAAUUACAAACAUAUACAAGACAGAUGUCAAAGAGAAAAUUGAGUGCAAAAGCAUCAAGCUCGGCUCCUGCUAUUGUUGAAGACAUAGAAAAUGAAACAUAUCUUGAUGAAGAGGAAGGAAUCGAAGAACAAGAGGAAGAAGACGAAUUCAAUGAAGAUGAUUUGUGUGAAAAUGACGAUAAUAUUGAUUAUGAUGAAUGACUUUGAUAUAAAAUGUUAAUGUUUUGAAUUUUGAAACUUUUUGUUAAUGUGACAUUGUGAUUUUGUAUCUUAGAUUUUCUUAAUUUAAUAGCAUAUUUUUAUUUAAAAUUUUAAAUAAUUAUAUUUAUUAAUUAUAUUAUAUAUUUUUAUAUUUUAGCGUCUCGCUUCGCUCGGGCGAGCGCCUGGGCGAGCGCCUAGCGCCUCGGGCGUUUUUGGACCUUGGCGCCUUUCGGCGCCUAGCGCUUUUUAAAUC